Molecule: messenger RNA, 1812 nt
Organism: Danio rerio (zebrafish)
Lineage: Eukaryota; Metazoa; Chordata; Actinopteri; Cypriniformes; Danionidae
Source: RefSeq, a predicted model, not a curated record
GCUGAGUGGAGAGGAUUCCGCGUGAAGCAGGAGGACGGUUUGAUGGUGCAAUAGUAUCCAGAUUUAAAACAAGAUUCCUCAGCAAUAGAAUUGCAUCUUCUUCAGCAGAUGGGUUACAGCACUUCUCUUGUCUCUUCUCUUGACUCUCUCAAACUGUAGGUGAUUCUUCAGCAUAUGUGACCCUGGACCAUAAAAUCAGGGACAAUGAAGCUCCUGGUUGUGGCUGCUCUUGUAGGACUGUGUCUUUCCCAGCACAACACUAACUUUAAACAUAACCGGACGUCCAUCGUUCAUCUGUUUGAAUGGCGUUGGGCAGAUAUAGCUAAAGAAUGCGAGAGAUACCUGGCACCAAACGGCUAUGGAGGAGUACAGAUCUCUCCUCCCAGUGAAAGUAUUGUGCUGACAAAACCUUGGCAUCCUUGGUGGCAGAGAUAUCAGCCAAUCAGCUACAACCUGUGCUCCAGAUCAGGAACUGAGGAAGAGCUGAAGGAUAUGAUCGCACGCUGUAACAAUGUUGGGGUGAACAUAUAUGCAGAUGCAGUGAUCAAUCACAUGUGUGGAGCUUCUGGUGGAGAAGGCACUCACUCCAGCUGUGGAACAUACUUUAAUGCAAAGAAUGAGGACUUCCCCUCUGUCCCAUACUCAUCAUGGGACUUCAACGAUAAUAAAUGCAAAACCGCCAAUGAAGACAUUGAAAACUACAGUGAUAUUUUCCAGGUCAGAGAUUGCCGCUUGGUUAGUCUGCUGGAUCUGGCCCUGGAGAAGGACUAUGUUAGGGGAAAAGUGGCUGAAUACAUGAACAAGCUGAUUGACAUCGGUGUUGCUGGAUUCAGAGUAGAUGCUUGUAAACACAUGUGGCCUGGUGAUCUCAGUAAUGUCUACAGCAGACUCAAGACCCUGAACACUACUUGGUUUUCUCCAGGCACCAAGCCCUUUAUUUAUCAAGAGGUUAUCGACUUGGGUGGGGAACCUAUUAAAGCCAGUGAAUAUGUUUCUCUUGGAAGAGUCACAGAGUUUAAGUACAGCGCAAAACUGGGAACAGUUAUUCGUAAAUGGGAAAAGGAAAAGCUGUGUUAUCUCAAGAACUGGGGAGAGGGCUGGGGGUUCAUGCCCUCUCAUAAAGCCUUGGUUUUCGUGGACAAUCAUGAUAAUCAGAGAGGCCACGGUGCUGGUGGAGCUUCUGUUCUGACAUUUUGGGACUCUAGGCUUUAUAAGAUCGCGACAGGACUUAUGUUGGCUCAUCCAUACGGUGUAACAGCAGUCAUGUCCAGCUACCGAUGGGAUCGACAUUUUGUGAAUGGGAAGGACCAGAACGACUGGAUGGGCCCUCCUAGCAAUGCCGAUGGAUCCACAAAGUCAGUGCCCAUCAACCCAGACUCCACCUGUGGAGACAACUGGAUAUGUGAGCACAGAUGGCGUCAAAUUAGGAAUAUGGUGAUUUUCCGUAAUGUGGUCAACGGUCAGCCACUCUCCAACUGGUGGGACAACAAUAAUAAUCAGAUCGCCUUUAGCCGCGGCAGCAAGGGCUUCAUUGUCAUCAAUAAUGAUGAUUGGGAUCUGAAUGUGACGCUGAAAACUGGCCUGCCUUCUGGCACGUACUGUGACAUCAUCUCUGGAGACAAGAGCGGGAACAGUUGCACAGGGAAACAGGUGACGGUGGAUUCUGAUGGACAAGCCACCUUCAGCAUCUGCCACACAGAAGAAGAUCCAUUCAUGGCCAUCCAUGCUGACUCCAAACUGUAGAUUCAGUUUCAUUUAUAAUAAACACAUUUUAAUUUAAAAUAAACUUUUAAUAAAGCAGAAUCACUUAAA